CUCUUGCUGAAGUAGUACUACCAAGUACCGAUCCUCCUCCUCCUCUCUCUCUCUCUCUCUCUCUCUGUGUUCAUUCCUCUUUCGUUUGUGACCAACUUUUCUCUCCGUGGGCCUUUGGCCCUUUCCCUGUUUUGUUUAGGACGAAAGCUGGUUCGAUCGUCCGGACUCUCGUCAACUCUUGAGCCCCGCAUAUAGAUACAGUGAUCGUCUUCUUCCUUUCUUAUCAGGAUACUCGCUCUGCUUCCUUCUCUAUUUUUCCAGUCUUUACCUCUGUACCAUCUUCUUCUUCUUCCUCGGGCUGUUCUUGGUGGCAGAAAUAGGGGAGAGGGCUAGAUAUAGGGGGAAUAAAUACUGUGUCUUAUGGGUAACUGCUGGUUUCGGGGGAGUUCCUACAUUAACAGGGUCUCCACUGCAAAGUCAGAGACUCCCAAGAUCCAGAGCCCGUCGGAGAGGGACCGGAGCGAUGAGAGUAGGCUGCCGUCGAACGCGAGGGAGGUGGAGGCCAUGCGGCUCGACUCGGCCGCGCGGAACCCGCUGACCGCCUUCUCUUUCGAGGAGCUCCGGAAGGUGACUAACGGGUUCCGGCAGGACUCGCUAAUCGGCGGCGGCGGCUUCGGCAGGGUGUACAAGGGUGCCGUGGGUACGGACGGCGGCGGAGACGAGCCCCUGCAGGUCGCCGUCAAGGUGCACGACGGGGAUAACAGCUUCCAGGGCCACAGGGAAUGGCUGGCGGAGGUGAUCUUCUUGGGCCACCUAUCACACCCGAAUCUGGUGAAGCUAGCGGGCUACUGUUGUGAGGGCGAGCACCGGGUGCUGGUCUACGAGUACAUGCCGCUCGGCAGCGUGGAGUCACACCUGUUCUCACGGGUGGUGGCGCCCCUGGCGUGGGCGACGAGGAUGAAGAUCGCGCUCGGUGCGGCGAGGGGCCUGGCGUUCCUUCAUGAGGCCGAGAAGCCCGUCAUCUACCGCGAUUUCAAGACCUCCAACAUCCUCCUCGACCAUGACUUCAACGCCAAGCUCUCCGACUUCGGCCUCGCCAAGGACGGCCCCGUCGGCGACAUGUCCCACGUCUCCACCCGCAUCAUGGGCACCUACGGCUAUGCCGCCCCAGAGUACAUCAUGACAGGGCACCUGACGGUGAUGAGCGACGUGUACAGCUAUGGGGUGGUGCUGCUGGAGUUGGUGACAGGGCGCAAGUCGCUGGACAAGUCGCGUCCGGUGCGGGAGCAGACGCUGGCGGACUGGGCGCUGCCGAUGCUGACGCACAAGAAGAAGGUGUUGGGGAUCCUAGACCCAAGGCUCGACUCUGACGACUACCCCGUCAGGUCCGUGCAGAAGGCGGCCAUGCUCGCGUACCACUGCCUCAGUAGCAACCCCAAGGCGCGGCCGCUCAUGCGCGACAUCGUCGCCUCCCUCGAGCCGCUGCAGCAACCGGACCUCAUGCCCGCCAACGUGUGAUCCUCAUUUCAAGUUUUGGUCCAGGCCUUGCAGGUGCUGUCAGAACCAUCGCCUCUACUACAGCUCCUGGAAGCAGGCAAGAAUUCAUGUGAAAAAAUAUGUGUGUGAUUGCCUAGUAUAGCAGGCAGGCAGGUGUAGUGUUCCUGAUGUUGUAAAUGAUUGUUCAUUCUUCCAAGUUGUGGACCCUAGAGGUGAGUGGGUGCAAACGAGCUCUCAUAGUUUGUCAAGAACUUCCUUAGUUUCUUGGGCACACAACAAACAGACCUGUAAACCCUCUUGAAUUUUUAUUACUAGUAGGUGCGUAUAUCAAUUGUUUU
Molecule: messenger RNA, 1775 nt
Organism: Triticum dicoccoides
Lineage: Eukaryota; Viridiplantae; Streptophyta; Magnoliopsida; Poales; Poaceae
Product: probable serine/threonine-protein kinase PBL16
Exons: 5
Coding region: 361-1458 (365 amino acids)
Biological process (GO): protein phosphorylation
Molecular function (GO): protein kinase activity; ATP binding
Source: RefSeq, a predicted model, not a curated record